Messenger RNA from Alosa alosa (allis shad), 1163 nucleotides. It is a transcript of the gene nsa2, whose product is annotated as NSA2 ribosome biogenesis homolog (S. cerevisiae). Gene Ontology annotation, biological process: maturation of LSU-rRNA; maturation of 5.8S rRNA. The transcript is spliced from 6 exons. Gene Ontology annotation, cellular component: nucleolus; preribosome, large subunit precursor. The record is from RefSeq and is a predicted model, not a curated record. Lineage: Eukaryota; Metazoa; Chordata; Actinopteri; Clupeiformes; Clupeidae. Bases 155 to 937 code for a protein of 260 amino acids.
GUUGUAACACUUCCUUUUCAAGCAAAGGCCUCCGGUGGAAAACAUCAGACACCGAGCCUUAAAAUUAGUACCAGAAAUAGUAUUCCCCAAUUCAUUUUUUUAACAUCAGAAGAGUUCUACCGUUUGUUGGAAUACCUGAACAUUAAAAGUAAUCAUGCCUCAGAACGAACAUAUUGAGUUGCACCGUAAACGCCAUGGUUACCGCCUGGACCACCAUGAGAGGAAGAGGAAGAAGGAGAGCCGUGAGGCACAUGAACGCUCUCACAAGGCACGCAAGAUGAUUGGCCUAAAGGCCAAACUCUACCACAAACAGCGACAUGCUGAGAAGAUCCAGAUGAAGAAAACCCUGAAGAUGCAUGAGCAGAGAAAGAGCAAACAGAAGGAUGAUGAGAAGACACCAGAGGGAGCUGUGCCAGCAUACCUGCUGGACAGAGAGGGUCAGUCGCGGGCCAAGGUCCUCUCCAACAUGAUCAAACAGAAGAGGAAGGAGAAGGCUGGUAAAUGGGAGGUCCCCCUGCCAAAGGUGCGGGCACAAGGGGAGACAGAGGUUCUAAAGGUGGUGCGGACAGGCAAACGUCAGAAGAAGGCCUGGAAGCGUAUGGUGACCAAAGUCUGCUUUGUGGGUGAUGGCUUCACACGGAAACCCCCCAAAUAUGAGCGCUUCAUCCGACCUAUGGGACUUCGCUUUAAAAAGGCUCACGUUACGCAUCCAGAACUGAAAGCCACAUUCUGCCUGCCAAUCCUGGGUGUGAAGAAGAAUCCCUCCUCACCCCUUUACACAACACUAGGUGUCAUCACCAAGGGAACAGUCGUGGAGGUCAAUGUCAGUGAGCUCGGUCUUGUCACACAAGGAGGAAAGGUCAUCUGGGGUAAAUAUGCCCAGGUAACAAACAACCCAGAGAAUGAUGGCUGCAUCAACGCUGUGCUGUUGGUCUAAUGGAUCCUGGCUAAAUUAACUGUACCUCUGGAAGCUGCUGUUAUGCAUUUACCAGCACUGGUCUGGUGUCCUCCCAGAGUGUCUUGUAAUCAUUGGCAAAAAAAUGAGGAAUUAUGAGAUACUGCUGUACAACCAGAUGAAUCUCAGCAACUUUUGGAGUCACUUCCGCAGUGGCAUGUAUUAUAUUUGAGAAUGUUCUGUUUAUAAUAAAAAAAUAUUAAAUUGA